GCUUCAUCUCGUUGCACUUGUAAUUGCAGUGCUAUACAGAGUUAGCAACAGGGAAAAGGUUUUAUUCAAAACCCAAGGUACUCUCUUAUCUCAAGCUUGUCGGGGAGAAUAAUGGUGACAACUCUAACCAGCAGGCAUUACCUGGAACUAAACUGCUGCAACCAGAGCUUCUUCCUUUACUACCAGAAGAAACCUACAACUCAGCAGUUUCAGGAAACGUGAGGUUUCCCCUGGUUUCCAAAGAUGAAGAAGGAUCAUCCACCCAACAAAUCACUAACAAUCCAGCUCUCCAAGCUUGGGAGGCCACAGCCAUGGAAGAAGAC
Linum tenue is the source of this 323-nucleotide messenger RNA. The record is from the annotation of a GenBank genome assembly. NCBI's taxonomy places the organism in Eukaryota, Viridiplantae, Streptophyta, Magnoliopsida, Malpighiales, Linaceae.